AGGAUGGAUGGAUGCCAACAAUUUCGAAUUGUACAUUCGGAAGGUAUUUUACCCCUUCCUUUUGAAGACGGGAGUAACUCUUCCUGUGUAUUAUUUUGUCGACGGGCAUUCAUCGCAUAUGGCAGCAAAUGUAGCUGAUUCGUGUUGCGAGUUAGGAAUAAUUCCAGUUGUGUUAUAUCCUAACACAACUAGGAUUACACAGCCCGCUGACGCUGAUAAGCACAAUAGAAAUGUUCUUACAUUAGAUGACUUCAGACAUCAUCGUAUCUGGAUUCAAAACCUGCGGAUUGUACCCGUUCGACCCGGCCAGGUUCACACACUCCAGCAAUGAGAAAACUAAAUACCUGGAUGAACCAUCGGUGCACCCUUUCAAAAAUGCGACUAUCAUCGAUUCAUUUCUUACGGAGCCGGAAAUCUUGCAUACGUCAGUAACCUUUCAGUCACCUAAUCAUAAAAAUUGCAAACGUAAAUUCUACCCUGUCCUUACUGCUGGUGAACGCCUAGAGGAGAUUCGCCGAAUCGAGGAGGAGAAGGAGAAAAAGAUUCAAGAGAGAAAAGAAAAGACAGAGAUACGCGCUGCAAAAAAGGUGGAAAUAGAAAAGCUGAAGGCAGCAUCACGCGAAAUACGAGCUGAGAAGAAAGUUGAACGGGAAAAACUAAAGGAAGAAACACGGUUGCUGAUGAGACAAAAAUCAGAAAAAAGAGCGAAGAAGAAACUUGAGGCUGAGAAACUAAAAGACAAAUUAAGUGAACGAAAAAGUCAGCAAGCUGCCAUUAGAAAACAGGAGCGCGAAAAUCUACGAAAAAAUGAGAAUUUUAAUAAUUGGCAAUGGCAUGACAUAAAUACACGAUUUAUAUAAAAUAUUAACGUUCAUUAUUAAAGUUAUACAUGUUGAAUUUAUUACUCCCCUCUCUC
This is a messenger RNA of Wyeomyia smithii (pitcher-plant mosquito), 916 nucleotides long. RefSeq lists its product as uncharacterized. The transcript is spliced from 2 exons. The coding region runs from base 246 to 860 and encodes 204 amino acids. The record is from RefSeq and is a predicted model, not a curated record. NCBI's taxonomy places the organism in Eukaryota, Metazoa, Arthropoda, Insecta, Diptera, Culicidae.